Messenger RNA from Beta vulgaris subsp. vulgaris (sugar beet), 1911 nucleotides. RefSeq lists its product as uncharacterized. The transcript has 4 exons. Lineage: Eukaryota; Viridiplantae; Streptophyta; Magnoliopsida; Caryophyllales; Amaranthaceae. The coding region runs from base 400 to 1896 and encodes 498 amino acids. The record is from RefSeq and is a predicted model, not a curated record.
AGCGUGUUUUUUUGUUCGUAAUUCAUUACGUUUGCAUCGCAAAUAUGGUGAAGAGGAUUAGAAAUGAUGAUUCUAGGUAUAAUUUCGUUUGUUUUUGCUGCAAAUUUUUUUUUGUUUUCAAAAUUUGAGCGUUUUUGUUGUUGUAAUUGUAAUGUAGCCCGAAGUCGAAGAAGGUGAAGUCUUGCAUCUUCAGGAAAAAUUUUGGCACUGUCUACUGCUGGGAAGAAGAAAGAGAAAGAUGGUGAUUAUGAUCCAAGAUGUGAUAAAUCCUUGUCUAAGAAGAAAGGCAAAUCUGAUUUAUCACCAAUCAAGUUUUCAUUUUCAAGAUCUAAUCCCGAUCAACAGAAAGACACAUUUGAUAGAUCGUAUGUUUUUUUCAUUAUUCUCCUUUUAUAUUAUAUGAUUGUGUUUUUUUUUUAUGUUUUAAAGUUAUUUUUGUUCACUUUUGUUAGGAAUUUCACUGAGCAAAAAAUAAAGUCAAUUAAUCUACAAGUAUUGUCAGACUAUUCCCAUUUAAAUGAAGUGGUUAGUAAUUUGAGUGAUGAGCAAAAAAGAGACAUUAGGGAUAUUGGGUUUGGGAGUCUCUUAGAUAUUAGGAUAAAGAAGUUUUGUCCUAAUCUGAAUUUGGAGGUGUUGUUAAAUUACAAUGCAUCUGGAAUGAUGUUUUCAACAAAGAAUGGUAAACUGAUUUUUAAUAAGUUUACCAUUAGUGAUGUUUUGGGGUUACCUGUGUCAGAUAGAGCAGUAGAGGUUAUAGAUGAUGACGCCUUUAGGAGGAAAGGUAGUCAGAUAGAGGCUGGAAGUGCCAGGAAGGAUUGGCAUAGGUUUCUUGGUAUUUCUGAUCCCAAGAAGGUAUAUAUUGGUAGAAAAAAUUGGGAUGAUUUGUUUAAGAAAUAUGAAUCCGGGGAUGAUUUCAAGAAGUUAUUUGUUAUCUUUUCGUUGUCCAAGCUUCUAUGUCCUAUAGCUGAUUUAGGGCCUGUGCUGAAAUGUGCCAAGAGUUUAGAAGAUGCAUCUGCAAUUUCAAGUUAUGACUGGUGUGGAUAUAUAUUGAGAAGUCUUUGUGCUGCUGUUUUGGACUGUCAUCAGUCUAUUAUGAUUAAGAAGAUUGAGCUUGGACAGAAGAAAGUAUCAUUCAAGCUUCGGGGAUGCGUCAGCGCUUUGACUCUUGCUGUUAUUCACAACUUCAAGUGUCGUAAUCUGGAUUAUUCAAAUGUCAGUAAGCCAUUUAUCAGUUAUUGGCAGGAUGAGAAGGAUUUGACUGAUGUUGUGAAGCAGUUUGAGAUCAACAUGGAUUUUAUUCUGCCGGUGAAGCGUGAAAAACAGAAGGUUGAGUUUAAAACUCCCAGUGUUAGUGUUGCUAGUAGGAAGUCUGGUUCUCCUAUAAUUAAGGUGGUUGAGGGUCCAUCACCUUCAACUAGGCAGCUUAUCAUGGAUCUUCCUCAUAGUUUGAUGACUGAUGAGGAAAUAGAUGCUCUUGAUGUUCCUGAAUAUGUGAAGAACAUGCACAAGUUGAAGAGGAAUGCGCUUGCAUUCUGUCAAGUGAAUUUGGAGAUUGCCCAGAAUAUUCGGGAGGAAGGCGAGAAGCUGUCUCAAGACAGUAUUUCUCUGGAUGAUAGUGAAGUAUUUAACCCAGAUUUUCUGAGUCAAAUUGACGACAUAUGCAAGCGUCAUUUGGAAGCGAAAGACAGUGCAAACAAAGUUGAUCCUACAAUUUCACUAUUGGUGAAGCGGCCUGUUGAAUUGGAGUUUGGAAGAAUUGAAAAUGUUCCUGAUUUGGAUUCUGGUGUUCAUGGAGUUGAUUUGAAAGAAGGAAAUGAUGAAAAAGAAGGAGAGGAGGAUGAGAAGAAGAUGAAUGCUGAUGAUGAUCAGCAUAAGAAAGAUGAUGAUGAUGAAUGAUGAUGAUGGUGAUGA